Scheffersomyces amazonensis is the source of this 1236-nucleotide messenger RNA. Its product is annotated as salicylate hydroxylase. Gene Ontology annotation, molecular function: FAD binding; monooxygenase activity. Lineage: Eukaryota; Fungi; Ascomycota; Pichiomycetes; Serinales; Debaryomycetaceae. The transcript has a single exon. Bases 1 to 1236 code for a protein of 411 amino acids. The record is from RefSeq and is a predicted model, not a curated record.
AUGACUAAAGCUUCCUUUAAUGUUAUUGUUGUCGGUGGUGGUAUCGGUGGUCUUGCUGCUGCUAUUGGUUUAAAAAGAAAGGGCCAUAAUGUUACUAUUCUUGAAGGUUCAUCUUCCUUAAGUGAAGUUGGUGCUGGUAUCCAAAUGCCUCCAAACAGUAUAAGAAUUCUUAAGGAAUACGGAAUCUAUGAAAGAUUCGUGCCUUAUGUCACUAAACCAAAAAACAUCAUUCUUAAAAGAUUUGACACUGGUGCCGCUCUUUCUACCACUCCAUUAGACCCUGAUAUGACUGAUGUUUAUGGAUACCCUUAUUUGUUGAUUCACAGAUAUGAUUAUCAAAAAAUAUUAUUCGAAGCUGCCACUGAUUUGGGUAUUGAGUACAAAUUGAACACUAGAAUUGAUAGAGUUGAUGAUGCAACUGCUACUAUUUAUGCUGAAGAUGGUACUACUUAUACCGCUGAUUUAAUUAUUGGUGCUGAUGGUAUUCGUUCAAGAGUUAGAGACACCGCUGUUGUCAACGAUGAAACUGUCUUACCUCUGCCAUCCGGUAACUGUGCUUUUAGAGCCACUGUUUCAAAAGAAGAUAUGUUAGCUGAUCCAGUUAUUGCUCACUUAAUGACUGAUAUCAACUCCAACUGUUGGAUUGGUUACAGAAGACACGUUAUGGCCUAUCCUAUUAGAAACGGUGAAAUGUAUAACAUUGUUAUGUCUCACCCAGGUCAAGCUUCUGUUGGAAAAUGGAAUGAGCCAGGUGAUGUUGAAGAAAUGAGAGCUCACUACAAGAAUUUUGACCCAGUAGUUAGACAAUUGCUUACUCAUGUCAAAACCGUAUUAAAAUGGGUUCUUGCUGAUUUACCAAUGUUACCUAGAUGGGUUAGUGAACAUGGUCACGUUUUAUUAAUUGGUGAUGCUGCUCAUGCCAUGUUACCAUACUUAGCUCAAGGUGCUGCUCAAGCUAUUGAAGAUGGUGCAACUUUAGCUGAAGAAUUAGACAAAGCUACUUCUGCUUCUGAUAUCCCAGAAGUUCUUAAGAAAGUUCAAAAGAGAAGAAAGAGAAGAGUUGAAACCAUCCAAGCUGGUGCUAGAAAGAAUGGUCACAUCUGGCAUUUACCAGAUGGAGAUGAACAAGAAGAAAGAGAUGCUCUUAUGGCUGCUAGAGAUGGUCACAGUCCAGAUCAAUGGUCCGACAGAGAAUUCCAACAAUGGCUUUUCGGAUGGAACGCUUUCACUGAUUAA